GACGCCGUUUAAAACUUCAAAGUUUAACCUGCGUCCUUGCCCGUUGUUUCAGCGCAACACAGUUACACACAACACUAGACUUGGGUGGCGGUGCGAAGUGGCGCCGCUAACUCCCUCACUCCUCCGCUCUCCGCCGUCAUCCACCGCCGUGUCCAUGGCGGAGGGAUCCGCCGCGGUUCCAAAUUUCCAAGCGAAGGUAAGCCACGAAGCGAAACUAAAAGAACUCCUCCACCGACUCACCUCGCCGGAGAUAAAGCUAUGUUCCGACGCCGCAAAAGAGUUCGCGAGGCUUCUAAAGUCCGAGACCGGCGGUGACCUGCUCCGCGAGUACGUGCGCGGUUCCCGGAGCUGCUCGGAGCUUCUGGAAGCGUUGAAGCUUCGAAAAGAAGAGAAAGGGAUGCGCUACGUGUUCGACCUAAUUUCCGCCAUUCUCAGCCACAGUGAAGGUAAAGAAGUCGCCAGCGACGCCGAAAGCGUGAGCGUAGCCAAAUACUUGGACGAGUUCGCGCAGUUACUCAUCGCUAAACACUUGCACGACAUUUACAAGGAGGUGGAGAGCCGGGAGUCGCGGCGGCAGAAGGCGGCGCUGUCGCUCUCCGCUUCGAUAGUGCGGCGCGGCGCGAGGUUGGCGUCGGAGCUGGCGAAGGUGUUCGAGUUCGAUAGGAUUGCGAGGCCGGCGGCGAAGAUAGCGUUGCCGCGGAAGUGGUUGGUUGGAUUCGCGAUGUCGUUUUUGGAGGUCGGGAAGCCGUGGCUGCUGCGUUUCGUUCUGAACAAGAAGGAGAUGUAUUCGCGCGUUCUUAGAGAGUUGGCGGAGGAUGAUGAUGAGACUGUGGUGUUUGCGUUGUCGGUGCUGAGGGAUAGGGUUUUGGUUGGAGAGUCGUUGGUGUCUCCGGCGCUUCGGAGUGUGCUGUUUCAGAGUGCGGCGUUGGAGCAGUUGGUUGAGGUUUGUGGAAGGGAGGGUGGUGGUGAAGCUGCUGACGUGGCGUUUGGUGUGCUUGUUAGAGUUUGUACCCAUCCGAGUAAUGGUUUGAUGCCGGAUUUGAAAAUGCGGUUGAAGGGUAAUCCGCGGAGGAUUCUGGGGCUCAUGAAGAAGCUGCGGGUCACUGAAGUUCAGUAUCAUUCGGACUUGCUUUUCGCUAUUGUUGAUGCCAAAGCGUCUUUUGGGUUGUCGUAUUUGAAGGAGUUUCCUUAUAAUAUUGAGAAUUAUAAGUCUUCUUCAUGGAUUUCUGCAAUAUCUGUGGCAGCUCAAUUAGUUUCGUCAGUGGGUAAGGGCCUUUCCAAGGAAUUUGUCAAUUUCAGGUCAAAUAAUUCACGCCUGUUUGACAAUAUGGAUUUGCAAAGUGUUGUGAAGUGCUUGUUUCCUCGGCCAUUCAGCAGGUCAUUGUUUAAUAGGGGACUGCCUCACAUUGAACCUUAUGUGAAACAUGGUACUUUAAGGCUUCUUCUGGAGUUGCUGAAAUUACUGGACUCUCUUUUUGGUGGUUUGAACGAUAAUUCUAGUUCCAACAAUUCAUUCAUGCAACAUGUGGUGUCUGUCAAGGGAGAAAUUCAGAACUAUGUUCAAGCUUUUCUUCCUGAUCUGCAGGUUUUAUUAAAUCUACUUUCUUCUUUAGAUGCCAGUUUUGAAGCUCGCAACUCAAGUUUAAAGAGAAAUGCAUGCCAGCAUGAUUAUAACAGCAGUAGUAGGAAGAAGCUAAAAAAGGAUACUUCUGAGAGUGAUAUAAAUAUAGUUGUUGUUGGGAUAAGUUCUAUUCCAGAUAUUAAUAGUGAGCUAAGAGCAGAUGAUUUGGAUGAUGAAGAGGAUUUCAUUAAUAGCAUAGGGAAAAUUUGGGGAGUGGAUCUUCGUUCCAUGGAUAUUAGCACAUUGAAAGACAUGGAAUCAUACUUACUGUCUAAAUUGCUUGACGCCAUCAGAUAUUACCGUCGUGCUCUGCCUUUGACUUUGGAUAAUUCUUUUGAAACUUUCAAGGGUCUUCUAAAAAAUCCGUUAGAAUUAACAAGUCAUCUGCAGGUUUCAUUGUUAUCUUUGCUUGUGGAAUACAUUGAUUGGUGUCCUGACGAUGAAAUUCCUAUGAGAACUCCACCCAUGUUGUACAAAUACCUACAACCAUUCAUUAAAUUGUUAAUGUUUUCACCAUACAAUGAAACAAGGGAUCUGGCAUACAGGUUGGCAUGGGCAGCUAUGUUCAGUACUGGUGCUUUUGACAGUAACCUUCACGAGAUAGAAGCAUGGUUUUUAUUUUUACCUGGUUAUCACAGAAAGAAAUCCCCUGUCAAAAUCUUGGAGGUUGAUGUACUACAGAGUUUGACUCUAUUUGUCAUAUCAUUCUUGUGUGAUGCUGUUUCUACACUGGGGAAUAAUUUAGUUAAAUAUUGGAAUAUUCUCAUGAGUUAUGUCCAUUGUUUGGAAGGUUGUAAAGAUUCAUCACCUCAUUUUAGCCCUUUUAUCAUAUGUGUGUUGGAGAAGUGUCUAAAGGUGAUCCGACCUAAAUCAGGAUCCUGCUCGUUGCCUAAAAAAUCAAUGGUAUUAUUAUACACUUGCAAUACAGUCAAGUAUCGUUUGCAAACACAGGUCAAUGCUGAAUUGUUAUCUGCUUUAGUUCAUGCAGACUUGACAGAGAGAUUUGGUGGCAGUUAUGAAUGUGAUGAAGUUUUUUCUGAGUGGAAGCCCUUGAAGGAUUUAUUGGACUUUGUGGAGAGCACAUCAUACCAACGGAAUAGUUGCUUCUUCUCUAAAAAUGAAGAAUCUGUCCCUCCUGAUUGUUCUUUGGGAAGUGCGCUUGGUAGUGUAAAUAGAUUAUUGAAUAGUGGGUCUGGCCAUGAGAUUGCGGAAACAACCAUAGCUUUCAUAUCCUCCAUUAUAUUGGAAGAUACUGAUAAAAUAUUGACAAAUCUGCCAUCACAAGUGGUCAUUUCACGUGACUUAGUUGAAGUUCCUUUCCCGCUCUUAUUAUCGGUACCUUUUCUUGAUUAUAGUGUUCUUCUCCAUGCUUCCAAGUUAUGGACUGUAAUGUUUUAUGUUGCCUUGGAUAUGGCCAUCUCAGAUCUUGGCAGUGAUGGUCGAAAUGCAGCUCCUGUUGGGACUUCUGAUCUUGCAUUGAACCUGGACUCUCUAACUUGUGGCCAACUUUUAGAUGCGUCUGAAGCUGAUGCUGUUGCAUUUAGUAUCUUUCUAAAACAUGCACCUUUCCAUGUGGUAUUUCCUGCAAUGAUGUGUAUGAAUAGUCUUAAAACAUCAAAGCUAUCUAAAAUACAAAUGCUUUUACUGCAUAAAUUAUCUGAGUCCAUAAAUGAUUGCUCUCUCCUUCCCAAUCUGCAACUCGUGCUGUUCUGGACUCAUCAGAUUCAGUUAUGUUAUGAAUUCAGGCCAAUAGCUGAAAUUGAACAACUUUUGAAUCUCUGUAUUAUUCUUGUAGGGAACUUGUUAGGUCGAUUGUUGGUUUCAGAAAAUGAUUCUCACGGGUCUAAGAACUCUGCCUUUUGUUCAUCAAGACAUAACAGCCAAGAAGUGAUUAAAACCAUUUUUUGUCAUCCUUGUGUUUUGAUGUCAUUAUCCUCAUCUUUGGGAAAUUGUCAGAACAAUUUAAAUGGAUAUGUAAAGAAUGAUUUCAAUAUGCUAAAUUUACUAUCCAGUGAGGGGUUUCACAAAUUUGGCAAUCCAAUUUUAAAAUUAUUAACAAUGACUCUAGACUACACGUGGUCUUUAUUUGGUACUCACAUUUGUUCAAAAGCUGAAGAUGUUGCUGAUAAUUUUGUGAAGGCUUUUCAAGACCUUCAACAAAAACUAUUUCUGGAUGUCAGAGUAAGAUUUGAGCUGUGCAUUUGUAGUAAAGAUUUUAUGCCUCUCCUUCCAACAUUGUAUGCAUUACAUACUUUGCAUCGGUUUGUAUCCCCUUUUCAGCUCCUUGAGUUAGUGGAUUGGAUGUUCAGUAGUGUUGAUGUAGAUGAUUUGCCAAUUAGGAAAUCCUCUUUAUUUGUUGGAUGUUCCUUAGCUGCAGAUGCUUUCAGUGCUUUAUCCAUUUAUUUUCAGCAGUCAACGGGAAACAGGGCACCAUAUGAUUUAUUUUGGGAAAUGGGUGAAAAGCAUAUGAAAGCUGAUAUUUUUGAGCAGAUUUACAGCAAGGUAGUUGAGUUUUCUGUAAGUUUUGAAAUGGAUAGUGCCGAUAGAUGCCUGCUUGAAGCUGUCAAUUCCUUGUAUAAGCAGAAACAUAUGCAACAAGAAACUUUUCAUCCUUUGCUGUUGGUCAUGUGGAAAAUUAUAAUGAUUACUCCAUUGAAAAUGAUUUCCCAUUGCAUUUUUAAGACAAAUGUGAAGAAAGCUAAAUUUUUACAUAUUCUUACUGAAUUGAGUUCCCUGCAUUCAACAAUCUUUGGGCAUUUAUUUUUGGGUACAGUGAAUAGAAGUUUACAUAAUGAUAUUGGUGUGGUGGGACAUCCCUUUGAUAUCACUCCUUCAGAAGAUCAGUUUGUGUUGCUUCUACCGGCCGCAUUGUCAUACUUGAGCUUAAUUUCUAAGAGACUUGGGGAGCUGAGUCGUAAAGAUUUUAAACAUAUACCUUGCUUUUAUUCAAUAAUUCUCUUAAAAGGUUUCAGUCAGUGGAAGAGCUUUUCCUCAAAAGAUAUAUUUGAGGAACAAUAUGGAGAGUUCUUUCCAUCAUCUGUUCAAGAACUUCUUUGUCUUAUUGAUUGUAGUCUUCUUGGGAAAUCAAUUCAUAUGUUGAAGUAUCACUUUGCUCUUAAUGGGGGUUCAAUGAAACUGAAAAAGCGAUUAAAUUUAUUCAAAUCCAUUUGCCCAAAAUUUGCUACACAUGAUGACCUGAUGGACUGUGAUAGUCAAGUUAUUGAUAGUUAUUCUAUGUGUCAGUCUUUGAACAUCAUCAAUCGUGUUGUUGCAAAGAUAUCACUUUGUAGAAUAUUAUUGUUUUAUGAUGAAGCAGGUGGGAAUUUGAAGGAUAUUUCCGGGAAAAUUCAAAUCAAAUUGGGAACAUCCAGGAUACGGUUCAUAAAUAUUUUGGUGGACAUUUGGCAGUUAAUCGUCAAGAAAUUUUCAUUAGCCUCUGAUCAAUCUAGAUCUGCAAAAGGCACAAACAUUUCAUUGCUAUAUAAUCACUUGGAAGGUUUUUUGUUGAAGGGUAUUCAUGAAUUGGCUGUAGAGAUGCAUGAUGAUCUUAUUCAAUUGAAAUCCAUUUCCUUCCUUGAGCAGUUAAUCAGAUCUGCUCUUCUCUAUAGGUUUGGUGAUUUUGCAACAAUGAAAACCCUCCGGGUUAUAUUAUCACAGCUUAGUGAGGGGAGGAUAUUAUGUGAUUUAUAUCUUCAGUUGUUGCUUUCCCAUUCACAGUUUGCCCCGACUCUCCAUUCAGUGCGCAAACUAGCAGGUUCCUUUUUGAAGCCUGUAUCUAGCAUUCUGAAAUGUGUUGUGAUUCCUUCUCUUGAUCAGUGUGAAAAUGAGGAGAAACAUGUAGAGCAAACAACUGAGAUCUCUAGAGGACCAUUGGAAAUUGUUAAAUUGCUUUGGGCACUCUUAUGUAUAAAGGCUCGUCAAACUGAUUCAGAUCAUGGAAAUGACAUUGACAUAAAUUUAAAAGAACUUCAUGCACUGCUUUGUCAUUCUUAUGGCGCAACACUCAACUGGAUUGAUUUGGCGAUAUGCAAUCUGAUGCAACAAAUUGAGUCUAUGGGUGGCCUUUGGUCUCAGAAUGUCAAGUUAGGUUCAGAAACAAUUGAAGAGUGGUACAUAAGCCAGCAUAGAGACAACAUUCCUAUUGACCCUGACAUAUGCGUGUCAACAGUUCUCUAUUUCCCCUAUGAUAGAUGUAUCUCUGAUGAGGUACCAUAUGCGAACAAGAUUGAACAUGAACCGGAUACUGUCGGGAAAAAGGUACAUUCUUCUCAUGUUGAAGAUAGAGAACAAUAUGAUCCAGUAUUUAUAUUGCGAUUUUCGAUUCAUAGCCUCUCAAAGGCCUAUAUAGAUCCUGUGGAGUUUGCUGGGUCAGGGUUGCUUGCAAUUGCAUUUGUUAGCAUGUCUUCACCAGACCAUGGAAUUAGAAUAUUAGCUUCGGACACUCUUUAUAAAUUUAAGAAUGUAUUAGAGAAGUGCCAAGAGAAGAAGGAUGAAAUGGGACUUCAGCUUCUAUUAAAUUCUGUUGUUCAAAAUAGUAUAAAAGAUCCAUGGCAAAGAAUCCCAUCAGUUAUUUCUUUAUUUGCAGCAGAGGCAUCUUGUGUAUUGUUAGAUCCGUCACAUGAUCAUUAUGCGGCUAUAACAGAUUUUUUGAUGAAUUCUUCUAUGUUGGAUAUGAGGGUUAUACCUAUGUUUGAUAACUUUUUCGGGAGUACCUCUGUCAAUUUCAAAGCAAAAAGGUCUUGGAUCCUUAGGCUAGUGUAUGCAGGGCUGAACUCAGAUGACGAUGCCACAAUAUAUAUCAAAAACUCUGUCCUUGAGAAACUAAUGAACUUUUACGUUAAUUCUCUUUCAGAUUUUGAGUCAAAGAACCUGAUUAUUGAGGUGAUAAAGAAAUCUGUUAAAUUGCGUGAGAUUGCACGUCAUCUAGUGAAUGAGUGUUCUUUAUUUUCAUGGUUUUCGUGUCUCAUCUCAGUUACCAGACAGAGGCUUAAUGGAGAUGAAAGUAAACAUUUCUUGAAACAUGUGUUUGUAGCUUUGAAGGUUGUCAAUGAUGUUAUUUCAUCUGGAAGCAUCUCCAAGUGGUUGCAAAAUCAUGGCCUUGAGCAGCUCAUGGAGCUUUCAUCCAAUCUAUUUAAUUUCAUACUCCAUGAUGUUACUUUGGCAAAUGGAACUGCCGUACUAAUUAAUCCUUUUCUUAGAAUGAUGGCAUCAAUGUUGAAAUUAUCUCAAAAAAGGAAAGUAGAUCAGCCACAUUUUACCCUAUCAAUUGAGGGCUUGUAUCAGAUGUACCAGGCUGGCAGUGUGUGUAAUCAAACCAUAAAAAGCAUUAAACCAGAGCUUGCUCUUGAAGCGAUACUUAUGAAUGCACCUCCUGUUUCCAUUUUCUUGAUGAAUCAAGAAAGGCUUCAAAGCUUUCUUAUCUGGGCAACUACAACUGCUUUACAGUCAGAGUCUUCACAAAGGCUGGGGUUCAACGAGUCUCAGUUUUUCAGAAAUAAUUUAAGGGAAGAUUUUCGAAAGAACUCAGUAGUUUCAGCAUAUCUACGUUGGUUGACAGCAUCAGUUAUCAUUGGAAAACUCCAUAAAACAUCUGAUAAUAUGGAUACAGGAUUCACUGAAACACACAACUUUGAAUCCCUGCAUUCCUUACUGGUUCAAGUUGAAAAUACCUCCGGACAAAGACAUGAUAUUGAUAUUGGUGCUGAGGAGUUACUAGCUUCAACAAUUUUCUAUCUCCAACUGCUUCUUGGUAUCAAUCCUGAAAUGCUACCAUCAGUUGUAUGUGCUCUCUGUCUCCUGAUUUUUGGUGACUCUAAUUUUGCAGUGGGCAGAAUUGAUUUAUUGCGAGACUACGAUAGUUUAAUAUCAUCACACAGUUCAAGGGUACGGUGUCCUCCUGAAGCUAAUCCAACUUGGAGAUGGUCGUUUUAUCAUCCCUGGAAGGAUCAUACUCCGGAGCUCACUGAUUCUCAGAAGAUGGAGGAAUAUCAUUCUUGCCAAACUUUGUUAGUGAUUAUCUCAAAUGUUCUUAGCGGAAAUAAAUUAGAGUCGGCUUGUUUAUCUCCUGUAGAUUUAGAGAGAUCUGGCUUAUUCCAAUGGGAAAGAAGUUUACUAAGAAACUGAGUUUAUACGAGUUAUUAACUUAUUCUUUGGUACGUCAGGAAGUGUACAACUAGUGUCAAAGUAACGAUAUAACUGAAAUUGCAGAUUGUGCCAAUGUAAACAGCCCAUUUUUUAUGUGGUUGAUGGCAAUGUACAAGUGGAUCACAUGGCUAAUUUAGUUCUCUAGGUUAAACUAAAAUUUUGAUCCUUACAUAUAUGUGAUGUUUAUUUUUACUUUUGAAUUUAGUGUCUACAUGAAAAAUUAUUGAAUUUGGUUCUUA
This is a messenger RNA of Cajanus cajan (pigeon pea), 8004 nucleotides long. Its product is annotated as ribosome 60S biogenesis amino-terminal protein. The record is from RefSeq and is a predicted model, not a curated record. Gene Ontology annotation, cellular component: nucleolus. Gene Ontology annotation, biological process: maturation of 5.8S rRNA from tricistronic rRNA transcript (SSU-rRNA, 5.8S rRNA, LSU-rRNA); maturation of LSU-rRNA from tricistronic rRNA transcript (SSU-rRNA, 5.8S rRNA, LSU-rRNA). NCBI's taxonomy places the organism in Eukaryota, Viridiplantae, Streptophyta, Magnoliopsida, Fabales, Fabaceae.